Botrytis fragariae is the source of this 653-nucleotide messenger RNA. Its product is annotated as putative duf757 domain-containing protein. The transcript has 4 exons. Gene Ontology annotation, cellular component: cytoplasm. The record is from RefSeq and is a predicted model, not a curated record. NCBI's taxonomy places the organism in Eukaryota, Fungi, Ascomycota, Leotiomycetes, Helotiales, Sclerotiniaceae. The coding region runs from base 1 to 492 and encodes 163 amino acids.
AUGAGUGCGCCACCUGCUAAGUUCGAUGCCGAAAAGGCAGACAAUUUUGAAGAUCACCAAGAUCUUUUUCUAAACACCCCGCCAUUAACACCGAAAUUAGCUGUUCAACAUAUGUCCACAUAUUGGGCAAUCCUCGAAAAAGUCCGCGGAUCCUCUCUCAGGCUCACAAAAAUCGACAACGAGAUCUAUGAACAUUUGAUGAAGGAUUUCCCAGAACUUGAUCCCGCAGCCACAAUCAAUGAGGAUGAAAUGAAGAGCAAGACAGGAAAAGAGAGAUGGAGAAACUUCAUGAUGAAAUAUGAGAAGACUGUGGAAGAUUAUAAUUUCGGAACGAUGUUGAGAACGAGUCCAAAAUCUGAAUAUGAGCAAGAUGCAACCAUUUUUGUCCCAAGAAUGCAAUUCUAUGCUUACGAGAUUGCAAGAAACCGCAAAGGUUUGAAUGAUUGGAUCUACGAAAAAGAGCACCCAGAGGCCGAGAAGAAGGCUGCUUAGGAGAAUGAAUCAAAUAAUAAAUUCCGUUUUAAAACAUUAUACCCUCGAUCACCCGAAAAUCUAUUUAGCAUUAUAGUCUAUAGCCGUGGUGGAAUUCAACACGUGAGAACUCGAAGUCGACUCUUUUUUAUAGACCAACGCAGCACGUUAUCACCCAUUUG